Molecule: messenger RNA, 1296 nt
Organism: Cyphellophora europaea CBS 101466
Lineage: Eukaryota; Fungi; Ascomycota; Eurotiomycetes; Chaetothyriales; Cyphellophoraceae
Exons: 1
Coding region: 1-1296 (431 amino acids)
Biological process (GO): regulation of DNA-templated transcription
Molecular function (GO): DNA-binding transcription factor activity, RNA polymerase II-specific; zinc ion binding
Source: RefSeq, a predicted model, not a curated record
AUGGCGCCCAAAAAGCUGAAGGACGGCCGGAAGAAGGCUUACGCCCCUAAGGUUCGCACAGGAUGCGAUACCUGCAAACGCCGUCGCAUCAAGUGUGACGAAUCCAAGCCUGUCUGUUUCCGAUGUCAACGGACCACUGUCGAGUGCCGGUACACUCCGUCUGCAAUGUGGCUGUUCGAAUCAGGCUCUGGCAAUGCAGCAUCCCAGCUUUGCAAUGCGGCACAUACUCCUCAUCCAGGCCCUGUGUUUGAUCUGGCUAAGACCAGCUGUACAAAGGAGGAGCAACAGGGCUUCCAGUUCUUCUUCUCCAAGACUGUACCCUGGAUAUGCGAGCAUGGCUAUGUGCGAUCGCGGGACUUCUGGAAUGUCAUUCUACCACGCGCAUUCCACGUGGCUCCCGCUACACGACAUCUAAUAACUGCCAUCGGUCUUCUGGACACACCAGUCGGAUCCUCCGAUCCACUUGUGGUUGACCAGCGCUGCGAGCGAAUACAGUUCAACUACUCGACGGCUGUAACCGAACUCACAUCAUUGAAUCCUCAUCCUGCCGAUGUUGCCCUCGCUCCAGUCCUGGCGUGGGUGUUCGACGCGAUGAUCAACGAAGAGUCGCGUGCUGAGGUACAUGCCCAGGCCAUGGAGCGGCUGACCAUCGCGCAAACUGAUGGUGAAUCGCCGCACCUGGGCUUGGAUGCUUCGCCAUAUAUGUUAGAGCAGAUCGUUCAUGACAUCGGACGAUACCGGUGUUUGCGCAUCCGGAUGGAUACCAAAGUCAUAGGAGACCAACCUUUAUUGCGCGCAGUCAUGCUCCGAAACCGACCUCCCGACCCGUCGACGCUGCAAGAACUGCUCAAAGAGUUCCAGCGACACUACGAAACAUACCAACCCGGAGACAUGACACCAGACUACAUUGUCGCAGCGGAAGCCUUCGCUUUCAAAACCCUGGCCUCGGUCGUGGCCAACGUAUACCAUUCAGAGGUGCAAAUGACCAUUUUCAGUGCUCUCCGCUUCUUGUGCCUGCUGACGGUCAAGCUGCUGCCGAUGCCAAUCAUGGUCAGCCCAAGCGAUCCCGAUACCAUAGACACCGCGCUGUCAUACAUUCUGGACUGGAUACUGGACCUACACAAUCGCGCCAUACCAAAGAAAACAGACAGAGAGCUACUGAUCGAUAUCCUCGAGAUCAUGCUGCCGGCGAUGCGGAAUCUCACGCCAGCAACGUGGCGCCAAAGGCAUGAGCUCGACCUCGAGCAAUUAAGUGCACUGUUGCAGCACUGUAGAGCAGUGCUCUCAGCGAAAUGA